AUGCGAACUUCUAUUGCACCUGUUUAUUUUGCUGUGAUGGCAACGGGCGCCAUUGCAAUGGAACCACCUAUCCCCGGAUACGGCGUUGAAACGCUGGAGUGGAAUAUUGAAGUUUCCCCUGGCAAGACAGAGGUCUUGAACGGCACAGUCCAGGAUGUUUAUGCACAAGCUCUCCAAAUUAACCCCGACUUUAAACUACAAAUUAAUCCCAACAUCGCACACGCUCCCGAGGCAAGGGCUUUGAAACACAAGCGUACUGCCGUGAACUGCGGUAACUGGCCGCUUGCCAACAAAGGCAGUAUUCAGGAUGGUAUUGGAUACCUUCGAGGCUUGGGAGCUGCGCCCCGCAACGGCCCAGGUCCUGGAAAUUGUGGCCGGAACUCGAGCCCAAAGACUCUAGACAACUGGGACUGGAUUGCCGAUAGUGCUCAGCACAUCGUUAAUACUUGUGCGCCUGUCGCCAGCUGGGUUUCCGGACAAAACUUUGAGUCAGGUAACUGGAACUCAAUUGUACGCGGCGAUUCAUGCUAA
This is a messenger RNA of Drechmeria coniospora, 531 nucleotides long. RefSeq lists its product as uncharacterized. The transcript is spliced from 3 exons. The record is from RefSeq and is a predicted model, not a curated record. Lineage: Eukaryota; Fungi; Ascomycota; Sordariomycetes; Hypocreales; Ophiocordycipitaceae. Bases 1 to 531 code for a protein of 176 amino acids.